This is a messenger RNA of Rotaria sp. Silwood2, 99 nucleotides long. The record is from the annotation of a GenBank genome assembly. NCBI's taxonomy places the organism in Eukaryota, Metazoa, Rotifera, Eurotatoria, Philodinida, Philodinidae.
GCUCGCCCAACACGUUGUAAUGCUGAUGAACGUGUUAUUGGUAAUGUUGUUAAAACUUCAAAACCAAAUUCGGGAUUAAAUACUUUUAACCGAACAUAA